AUGUCUGCGUCAGAAAAGUUGGAAAACUUGACUAUCAAUGAAAAGCCGGCUGAAACACCAGCCGAUAAACAGGAAAGUUUAUCUUCAGAACAAAAUGAAGAAGUUAUCUUGGGUGAAGAUGGACAACCAUUGUCAAAGAAAGCAUUAAAGAAAUUGCAAAAAGAGAAGGAAAAACAAGCAAAGAAAGCUGAAAGAGAAGCUCAAUUAGCUAAAGAGAAAGAAGCCAGGGAGAAAGAAGCUGCCAAUGAUCCAGCCAAAGCUAACUAUGGGAAAUUACCUCUUAUUAAUUCAUCAUCAAAGUCAAAUGUAAAGAGAUCACAAAUUGCUGAUUUGUCAGCUGCAAACGAUGGUGAAACUGUCACCCUCAGAGCAAGAGUCCAUAAAACCAGACAGCAAGGUGCCACAAUGGUAUUCUUUGCCUUGAGACAACAAACCAAUAUCAUUCAAGCUUUGUUAAAGACCAAUAAGGAAACUGAUGACAAGGCUAUCUCAAAACAAAUGGUAAAGUGGGCAGGAGGUAUCAGUUUGGAAAGUAUUGUUUUGGUAGAAGGUAAAGUAGCCAAAGUCGAUGAAUUGGUCAAGUCAGCAACUGUUCAAGAUGCAGAAAUUCACAUCACCAAGAUUUACACCAUCCAAGAGACUCCAGAACAAUUGCCACUUUUAUUAGAAGAUGCAUCAAGAACUGAACAAGAGGCUGAAGAAUUAGGAUUACCAGUUGUCAACUUGGACACUAGGUUGGACUCGAGAGUUAUUGACUUGAGAACACCUACUAAUCAAGCAAUUUUCAAAAUUCAAUCUGGUGUUUCACAGUUGUUCAGAGAAUUUUUGUCAAAGAAGGGAUUCACUGAAAUUCAUACUCCAAAGAUUAUUGGAGCUGCUUCUGAAGGUGGUUCAAAUGUUUUUGAAAUCAACUAUUUCAAAGGAUCUGCAUUCUUGGCACAAUCUCCACAAUUGUACAAGCAACAAUUGAUUGCUGGUGAUUUCGAAAGGGUAUUUGAAGUUGCUCCAGUUUUCAGAGCCGAAAACUCAAACACACAUCGUCACAUGACUGAAUUCACUGGAUUAGAUUUGGAAAUGGCGUUCGAGGAACAUUAUGAUGAAGUUUUGCAAGUUUUAGAAGACUUGUUUGUAUUCAUCUUUACUGAAUUGAAAGAAAGAUAUGGUAAGGAAAUUGCCACUGUCAGAAAACAAUUCCCAGUUGAGGAGUUCAAGAUCAACAUGGUCAAAUUACAUUUCAAAGAAGGUAUUGCUAUGUUGAGAGAAGCUGGUAAAGAAGUUGAUGACUUUGAAGAUUUGUCCACCGAGAAUGAAAAGUUGUUGGGUAAAUUGGUUCGUGAAAAAUACGACACUGAUUUCUACAUUUUGGAUAAGUUCCCCUUGGCUGUCAGACCAUUCUAUACCAUGCCAGAUGCUGAAGAUCCAAGAUACUCAAACUCAUAUGAUUUCUUCAUGAGAGGUGAGGAAAUCUUGUCAGGUGCUCAACGUAUUCAUGACCCAGAAUUAUUAAAGGAAAGAAUGAGGGUACAUGAAGUUGAUCCAAAUACCCCAGGUUUGAAUGACUAUGUUGAUGCAUUCACCUAUGGAUGUCCUCCUCAUGCAGGUGGUGGUAUCGGGUUGGAGAGAGUGGUUAUGUUCUUCUUGGACUUGAAAAACAUCCGUCGUGCUUCGUUGUUCCCAAGAGAUCCAAAGAGAUUAAGACCAUAA
Molecule: messenger RNA, 1704 nt
Organism: Lodderomyces orthopsilosis Co 90-125
Lineage: Eukaryota; Fungi; Ascomycota; Pichiomycetes; Serinales; Debaryomycetaceae
Gene: DPS1-1
Product: aspartate--tRNA ligase
Exons: 1
Coding region: 1-1704 (567 amino acids)
Biological process (GO): aspartyl-tRNA aminoacylation
Cellular component (GO): cytoplasm; aminoacyl-tRNA synthetase multienzyme complex; cytosol
Molecular function (GO): ATP binding; RNA binding; aspartate-tRNA ligase activity
Source: RefSeq, a predicted model, not a curated record